AUGAGUCUGGUCGAGCUGCCAAGUCUGCACACCUUUCAAAACAGGCCUGCUGCGACCCACCGGUUGAGAACCAUAUGUUCUUCAGAGAAUGCAGGCAGUUUUGAGGCUUAUGUGUUGUUAUAUGUGAUUCAGUUGGAGAGAAGGCAUCUGCCCGUGUUGUUGAAGCAGUGGUAUCCGCAGCAGGUCCAUGUCCCGCUGGAAGAGGUUCAGGGUCUGCUGAAGGUCAUGAGGACAGAGGCAGAUGACCGGAUGAUGAGUGCAGAACUGGACAAUGCCAUGCAGUUUAUCUCAGAGCACAGCUGCACUGUGGACAUGCAACAAUAUUUAACUAACCAGAUCGAGCAGCUCAGAGGAGAGAACCAACAACUGAAGGCCGCAUUGAGACAGGCAGAGCUCAGACUCAGCACAAUGGCCGGAGAGAAGGCCUGUCAGCAGGCUGCGCUCUCAGAAAAGACCUGCAGUGUUGAUCAGCUUACUUUCGAGAAACAGCAGAUGACCGCUGAGCUGGAAGUGCGGCGUAUGCAGCUUACCCAGCUGAAAGAGGGGCAGGAAGCUUUUAAAGAGCUAUUUAGCAAUAAGACCUGUGAGCUGGAACAACAGAGCCUUAACCUCAGGACUCAGCUGAAGACCGUGCGGGCAGAACUGACUCAGGCAAACAGUUGGUUGAGAACCCUGGAGGGAGUUGAUGGUCAUGGUCUCAGGGUUGCUCUUGGGAUGCAGAAACAGAUCACUACUAAAAGAGAGCAGAUUGAUUUUCUGCAAAGCCGAAUUCAGCUGCUGGAAGAGACCAUUGAGAAGCUCAAGAUGGAGAAGCAUCGUCAGGCAUUGCUGGUUAAGAGACAGACACAAGAGCUAGUGUCAGAGAGGGAGAGCAGGAGAAGACUGGAGUCAGAAGUGGAGACGCUGUGCUCACAAGAGCGAGAACUCAAAGGCAAAGCAGAGAGACAGGAAGCAGCUUUAUUCAAGAUGUCUGACAGUUUGGCUGAAUGUCAAGACUUUAUUCAGAAGCAGGAACAGGAGCUUAUGAGGCUGAAACUGCAUCAUGCUUUAGAUUUAAAGGAAUUGCAAAGCCAGAACUGGCGUAACGUUCCCAGAUCUCCAGUCAGCAGUCGUACCCAUCUUCCCCUCGCUCAGCAGAACGUUAAUGGCCUAAUGGAGGUGAGAGUGUGUGACCCCAUUGUGGAGCUGAAGAGAGCUGUAAGAGAGCUGCGUGGCGGGAUUGUUGAAGAGCAAGGACCACACACUAGUACGAGCUUCAGGAGGAUACCCGAAGAAGACCACACAUCUAGACAACCAACAGAAACUAAAGAUGCUGGAUGUACCACAGGGCCAUUUGGGAGAAUAACGAGUUACAGUGAGCUCAGAACUGCUAAACCUUAUAAGCAGGAGUGCAACAGCCCUUUAUCAUCUGACAACAAUGCAGUACGCUCUAGAGCGGGCCAGAUGUGCUAUUCCCGCUCUACUCGUGCGGCAGGAUGCAGGUCUCCUGUGCACCUUCUCCUCACUUCUGAUCUUCCCGCUGACAGAAACUAUUGGCCCCCUUCCAGCGCUAAUCAGAUAUCUGCCAACAAUCAAGAUGAGCUCAAAGGACAGGGAUCGCGGAAAAAGAUCUGAACAGACCGUAGACCUUACUGAAGGAUCUUCAACUGAAGUACGUUCCGUUUUCUUUGUUGGAGAUGUUAUGGACAAUUCCUCCGUCACGCACAUAUCGGGAUCCAGGACUGACAACACCUGAUCAAAUAACUGUUGAAAAAGUUGGAGGCAUUGUAUAUUAUACAUUGCAAUUAAGAUUC
Messenger RNA from Rhinichthys klamathensis goyatoka, 1793 nucleotides. RefSeq names its product coiled-coil domain-containing protein 158-like. NCBI's taxonomy places the organism in Eukaryota, Metazoa, Chordata, Actinopteri, Cypriniformes, Leuciscidae. Bases 1 to 1614 code for a protein of 537 amino acids. The transcript is spliced from 14 exons. The record is from RefSeq and is a predicted model, not a curated record.